Oikopleura dioica is the source of this 4689-nucleotide messenger RNA. The record is from the annotation of a GenBank genome assembly. NCBI's taxonomy places the organism in Eukaryota, Metazoa, Chordata, Appendicularia, Copelata, Oikopleuridae.
AUGUCGAUUUCGGAUGAUGCUCCAAAUAUGGUCGUUUCUGGUGAGACCACGCUCUCCGAAUCGAUGAGGAUGAUAUCGCCCUUGUCGUCAGCAGGUGGCCAAAGAAAGAAGAAGCCAAGGACUCCGAAAUCGACUGCUUCGACCCCCGCUCUGUUCAAUUCGAAUGUGCCGUCAGAGAAACCAGCGGACAAAGAUGGUUUGCUCAACAUUGCCGGUAUCUUCCAGUCAAUUUUCCCAGACUUGUCAGAGAACAGCCUUGGAGAAAAACGAAGAAUUCUCCUGAAACAAGCUGAGACUUAUGACCAACUGAAGAAAGUCGACAAGAAGAAGCCGAAAAAGGGAGCAAAGGAGAGUGCGAUGGUUCAAAACAUCAUUCAAAACGACGUGGAUACGGAUGAAGAGUGGCGACGGGAGAUGCUUGAGUACUUACGCAACGCGACAAACGAGUACGAAGAGCAUGAAAAAAACCUCACCCGAGCUGAACAGUAUAUCACUGAAGCUCGUGGUCGAGCAGCCGCUUCCGAAAAGCGUAGCCGUCCAAAUAAAUUGACGCCAAUUCAAGAUUCUGUUUUGCCCAAUUUCUUUGAUGAAAAAGCAUUCGCAGGCGCGCAUUUGCCAAGCUCAAUUUUACUCCCAUCGCAAUUUUAUCCACCAGAGCCAGAGCAGGAUGAAACCACGAUUCCGAAAAAGACCCCCAAGUAUCUCGAAGGAACGCAGAACACGAAAGCGAAUGCAAAAUCAAGAAGAAAUGUCCCUAAGGUCGUCUAUUCUUUUGAAUAUGAGUCGCAGCUUUCUUCUGAUUACAAGCCUUCCCCGACUAAGAAAGCUCAACGACCAAAAGCUGAAGUCAAGGAUCGUCCGGUCAAGCCAAUGACGGAACCAUCUGUUACAUGCCGUGGCCUAUCCCGCAACGACGAAGAAGAACACCGACGACUAGCUAAUCAAGUCAAAAAGAUGCAGCAAGAGCAGUUCGAUUUCCUCAAGAAUCCACGAAGCGAGGCUCCGGUCAGAGAAGAUGUCUUCGUCGCUGACCCUCCAGAGAUCUACUUUAGACAGUGGGAGGUCGGCAUGGUAUUGGAAACAAUUGUCGAAGUCAGAAAUCAAGAUAAAGUCACGCGAACCUGCACUGUGCUGCCUCCGGAGCAUCCUGCGUUUCAUCUUGGACUUGGAAGAUAUCCUUCUAAGGAUGGGCGUAUUGGACCUGGAUUGUCAGUUUCUUACAGAGUCCAGUUUAUGCCCGAGACCCUUUCCGAUGAAGAGACCCACCUUGAAGUUCGUCACCAAGCAGGAUCCUUCAAGAUCCCGAUCAAAGCGAUUCGCGACAAGCCAGUUCUUGAAUUCCCAGAACCAAUCGACACCGGAUACUGUCUGGUCAACGGAUCGCUUGAGCAAUCGAUAAUGGUCAAGAACAAGGGUGGGGUUGGCCGAUUCUGCCUUGUAAAAAAGUCCGACUGGCCAAGUGCAAACUAUAGACAGUCGUUACAGGCAAAUUACCAUACGAUCGGCCCGUUUACUAUCACCCCCGUCAUGUGGCUGGAUGAGUUGGCAACAGGACAGUCAAAGGAGCUAAGAGUACUGUUUGCGCCGAAGGCACCUGGUGCAUUUGAAGAGAGCCUGCUUCUUACGUGCGAUAACUGUCAGACAAAAGAAAUAACGAUCAAGGGAGUUGCCGAAGAAGUGAAUGUGAAAGUGUCAGUCGAGAGUACUGAGCGUAAAAUCGGCGACCUAUUCGAUCCCUUUUCAACGGAUAGAAUCAAAUUCCAGGAUAUCAAUCCACGAUCUUCCAGCACCGUCACUUUCGAAAUCGCUAAUGAUUGUCAUUUGCCGUUAUCGUUUGGCUUGGCACUUAAACAACCAGAUCUCGUUGCGUAUACAGAUGAAGAGACGACGCAAAGGACGCAUAGAAUAGAAGAUAAUACAUCCCCAUUCUUUGCGAAUAUCCCGACUGGAACCAUUGCUCCUCAUGAACGCCUUCAAAUUGAACUUACAUUCGCGCCGGAAGAAGUUGGAUCAUUCCACAGCGUUUUCGAAGUGGUGGUCUUGGAUAUUCCUGGUUACAAUCGAUAUCUAGCCGCAGAAGUUGAAGUUGUUGGAAAAUGCAUUCCUAUUGUUGGAAGUAUUCUACCACCGAUGAUGGAUAUUGCUGGGGAAAUCCCUGCCGGAUUGAGACUAAAAAGACAGUUUCAAAUGAUCAACAUGUCAUUGGGUGACUUGAGCUUCCAGUGGGAAGUCAAAAGUGGACCUUGUUCUAUUGAGCCUUCUUUUGGUACGAUUCCUGGACGACAGAUGGCUCCUCUUCAACUCUGCGUCGAAGCCGAAACGCCCGGUCCGAUGGCUGAAAAGCUCGUCUGCUACAUAGAUAAUGGCGAUCCGAUAGAACUCGACGUCCGCGCCGUCAUCAAGCCACCGCUGAUAAAAAUCGACCAGCCGAAUCUGCAAUUUGGAAUCGUCGAAGUCGGCAAGAAAAUGAUUACUACAUUUACGAUUGACAACAGGAACCCAGUACCCGCACCAUGGAGUAUUACCAUCAACCAUCCAGAUGUGCGAACGAGUGUAACAUCUGGAACGCUUGGACCCCUGGAAGAGAUUGAAAUUCAAGCCAUUUGGGCGCCUAGCUCAGAGUAUUCUCUCGAAGGAUCGGGACUGAAGAUUUCCUCAGCUAAUAAUAUCUCCUUGGACUUUUACGGCGACUCGCUGAAACCAGUUGUGAAUUUUACAGUGCGAAAAUUGGACAUCGGUGAAAUCUACGUUGGCGUCGCGGAAAAGUUUUCAGUCGAAUUGGAGAACGUAUCCCUUGUUCCUGCUCAUUUCCAGCUCAUCCCAGCUAACUUCCUUCCAUGCGUUCCAGAAGGAGUUGAAUUCUACUUCUCCUCUUCAUCCGGUGUACUGGAGUCAAAAGAAAAAAUACAAAUAGAAGUGGAAAUCAUCGGUAGAAAAGCAAUCAUCUUUAAAGACUUCAUCCUUGCGUGCGAAAUAUUCAACAGUAAUAAUCCAACAUUUAUCGAAAUCGCCGGUCAGGUUCAGCCACUUGCCGUUCAAACUUGGACAAGCUACUCCAGUGAUCAAUUGAAGCUAAAAUUCCCAAUCGGAAAGUUGUCAGCCCAAAAGAUCUUCAUCAAAAAUCUGACCGCAAUCAGAAGUUCAAUCGAAGUCAAACCGAAACUAUUGAAGGGCAAGAAUCCAAAGAUUAGACUUCACACAAACGAGUUUGACUAUAUUCCCGCGGCGGAGAAAGAGAAAUAUCAACUCCUUAGAAUUGGAUCGGCAUCCUUGGCGACAGAAACGUCCCUGACUUAUCGUGAAUUCGGAAAAGAGAUGCACAGUGGGUCGAAGUUCGGCGCUUCAAUUAUCUCAUAUCCUGAGAGCUGCGAAUUGGGACCAUUUGAGACGAAGGAAGUAGACAUCAUCGCCAGUGGAAACUCGUGGGGAACAUACAAGGACAGCAUUCUCAUAAAUAUCGGCGAACUCGAUCCGGUUGAAAUCGCGAUAACAGCAACGAUAGAUGAUGUUCCAAUAACUGUUCCUUCUCCAAUCGUACGCCUCGGAAAGAUGCCGCUUGGAGCAAAAGAUCCAGUCAAGAGAACCACGCCGAUCACAAACAAGGCGAAUCACCCUGUCUCUGUUCGAUUUUAUGUUCUUUCUGAAUUCGACUACUCCGAGUUCAAGAGCAGCGGCAUUAUUCCAGGAGAGUUGGAUGAGGAUCAAGAAGUUCAGUUUGAAAACGAUCCGUCUCCGUGGCCGGUGAAAAGACAAGCUGUCAAUUUUACCGUCCCAGAUAUGCUUAAUUUCAAGCCAAAACAAAGUCUCACUCUUCCCAUUGAAUUUGAACAACACGAAAACCAACAGCCUGGAGAAAUCUCUGCCUAUGUCAUCGGCAUCUUGAGUCUGCCCCUGAAAGCCCGUGGUGAUGGUGAAAACUUCUACAGAAAGACUGGCACUUUUGGACCAGCUUUUGAGCUCAAUCUUAGAGCAUCUCUUGACUGGGCGAGCUUCCAAAUCGAACAAAUUGCUGCUCCAGAUUUUAUUGAAAACUCUGCUGAUAUCAUUAGCGGAAAUUACGAAAGAGAAAAGCAAUUUUCCGUUUUCAACACAUCUGGAAUGGCUGCAAGUCUUCACCUAACAAUCGAGAAGCCAUUUUUGCUCAAUGGAGAUCUAUCUGAAAAGACAAUUAGUCUCAAGCCAAAUACCCGCGAAGUUCUGACAGUAAAUCUGGCAAUCCCGGACGAAGUUAUUUACCAGCAAAAGCCAAACGAAUACUUUUCCUUCGAUGAGGAGAGUCAUACGAUGUCUGCGACUGGAGAGCUUCGAACUGUUGGUUUGUCGAAGAAUGAAACGAUUCUGUGCAGAGCGAGAAUUUCGUAUCCGAUCGUAAAGGUCAACAAGACAGAGUUUGACUUUGGAACUUGCUUUUUGGGAGAUGUUUUCAAGCUCGACAUCUGCAUGGAUAAUUUAUCAAGCUGCGCAACUCCUUUCCAAUUCAUCCCACUGGAAAAGAGCAACUUCUCCGUGUCACCUAUUUCUGGUACUCUUGAAGGAGGAAAAGUGCUCACCGCCGAGAUCAGCUUCCAAGCAGACUGCGAGAUUGGCUACGCUGGUUCUUUCGAGCUUCAUUUUUCGAACAAAGUCGUGAAAUUCUCCUGCCGCGGCGCUGGUACCCUCGAUUCUGCAUAUUGUAACCAGUUCAAUUAA